Linepithema humile (Argentine ant) is the source of this 5702-nucleotide messenger RNA. RefSeq names its product SREBP cleavage activating protein (gene SCAP). Gene Ontology annotation, biological process: regulation of cholesterol biosynthetic process; SREBP signaling pathway. Gene Ontology annotation, molecular function: sterol binding; protein binding. NCBI's taxonomy places the organism in Eukaryota, Metazoa, Arthropoda, Insecta, Hymenoptera, Formicidae. Gene Ontology annotation, cellular component: endoplasmic reticulum membrane; SREBP-SCAP complex; Golgi membrane. The record is from RefSeq and is a predicted model, not a curated record.
ACAAUAUAAAUUUCCAUUGCAAGUCCGUUCAAUGCAUUUACAUUUGCAAAAGUUUGCAAAAAGCAUUGCAUUUGCAAAAAAAUCUCCAAGUCUCGGACAAUUGUUUCUACUCUCCUGCAUUAUGUAAAGGGGUAAACUUUUCUGACAUCCGAGCCUUCGAUUAUGCAUGCGAUCGAAUCACGGAUUAGCUAAUCGCACAACUCGGCUCGUGUACGCACGACCGACGCGCGGUCGUGGUUAGUUACACGACGUACUUCUUUCCAGCAAUACUCUUUUUUUCUUUUUCUUCAGCGUGUGAUUCUUUUUCUCCUUUUGUUGGCCACGUGCAUUUGGUGGCUCAGCAACGUGCCGUCGUGCAUGCCGCUCGCACACCUGCGAUUGGUCGUAAGACAGGGGCUCGACCGAGGCUCUCGCUUAAAAAUAAAUUAACACUCGUCUGCGCGAGAGCACGACUUAAAUUCAAUCGGCCAGUGUACUACGGAAUUGAAGCCGUGGCCGAAGCGGCCGACGACGUGCCGAUUUAUUGCGUAUGAAAUACAUAGAAUAACGCGUGCGCCGAAUAACUGAUAACCAUCGUCGUCAUUGCACGUUAAGAUUAAUACUUAUCGUAUUCGUUCGCUUCUCCUUCGUGUGGAGAUUUCACUGUCCGCUCGCUCGCUCGCUCAACUAGCGAGUCGUGAUGACGCGUGAUCGACAGCACGUGCGGGUGCAACGUUUCAUGUAAGUGUAUCGUGAAAUCGAUCCCCAACAGUGCUCCCGGCGUAAUCUCUAAUGCGCUUCUAAUGCGCCGCAAGAACCAGCCGUGGACACGGUCGACUGUGUCAACGUCGAACAUAACCUCCAAUAAUCUUCGGGCCUUAUGUGGUCGUGCGCUACGUACGCAUGUACAUACGUAACACGCUUUCUUCUGCGUCGUUUUUCGCCGCUUCGCGCUUCGUAUCACGUUCACGUGUUCGAUCUUUCCGAUAUUUUGCUGCAGUUUAUUUCGCGAAGUGCGAGACUUGAGUGUGCGACGAGAGCUCGCGAGUGAUCGUGGAGAGUUUUGAUGUAUCGCAACCACGCGGUCGAUAUCUGCCUCUCUUCCUCGUCUUGGAUAACGCAAUAGCGAAGAACGUUCUCGACGAUGAAGCAAGAUGAUUAAGGAAUGCUGUCAGUUACAAACGGUGAUAAGAUCGCCUAUAAUCAAGGGAUGUCGCUUAGGAAAAAGACGUAGGUGAAAUGUCUCGCAGUCUGCCGGACAGGGUGGCGGGGCUUUAUUAUGCCCAUGGCCUACUCUGCUCUUCCCAUCCUAUAAUCUUGCUCUCGGUCGCAAUAUCGGGGUUGCUAGUAUGCUGUUAUCCGCUCCUGAAUUUGCCCAUGCCGGGCAAUGCUCCGAAAACUAUAAUAAACAACACUGUCAUACCAGUCAACGGCACAGAAACAUCAGUAUUGUACGUUCAACAAGUAGUGCUAAGAGUUGGUGUGAUGCCGUGGAGCGAAGACCUAACAUUGAUGGAUGCCUUCAGAGGGCCUCUCUACGAAGUGUUCAAUCUCUUGGAGAUCAUACAGAAUUAUCAACACCCAGAAACAUUGAAAACACUCGGCCAAGUAUGUUUGCACAUUGAAGCGGUGAAGAAAAGAAAUGGCAAGAAACCAGAAGUUUUACCGGAAUACAACUGUCUUGUCCUGUCGCCUGCAAAUCUCUGGCAACAAAGCUUAGAAUUAUUUUCUCAAGAUACAAAUCUCAUCAAUACUAUAUUUUCAUAUCAGAAUUUUCAGAGGGGUAAAAUAAGUCUUGCAGAAAUAAUGUUUGGAAUGAGUUUAAAAGAGACAGGAGUAAAAAGAUAUCCUGCUCGAAUUCGUCAGAGAAUUCUUCAAUACGCUGUGACCAUUUAUUUGAGAGAAUACGAUCACGAAUUUAUCAAGGGAUUACAACAUCGAUUAAGGACUUUUUACCAUCUUCAUCAAAAUGUCGACAAUAUCACGAAUGUGGAUACGCACGAUGAGAUGUUAAAUAUUUUUUAUCCCGGUGAAUUUAAUUACAGUGAAUUCUUCCCACUGAUGAUGACUUUCCUCGCCUUAUUUUUCUACGAAUACUUCCAAGUGCGAAAGAUAGAAUUGGUAAAGUCUAAAAUCGGUAUUGCGUUUAGUGCUGCAGUGACGGUGAUGGGUUCGCUGUCCAUGACCAUGGGCUUGUGUUUCUUUUUCGGUUGGACUGUGAAUAUGAGCGCCAAAGUGUUUCCGUACUUGGUAAUAAUUUUCGGCCUCGAGAACGUUCAGGUGUUGACCAAAAGUGUCGUAAGCACACCCGCUCAUCUGGACGUGAAGAUACGCGUCGCUCAAGCCUUAUCGAAGGAAGGCUGGUCUAUUACAAAGAAUCUAUUGAUGGAAAUGACGAUUCUCACUGUCGGAUUGUUCACCUUUGUGUACGCUAUUCAAGAAUUUUGCAUAUUUGCCAUUGUCGGAUUAAUGACCGACUUCUUUCUGCAAAUGGUAUUCUUCUCGCCUAUCCUGGCAAUCGACAUCAGACGAACGGAGCUGUCUAACGAGAACUCGAAAUUUCACAUAUCGCAUAUUCCAACAUUACGCAGGCAACAAUUCACUACUACUAUCACCAAUAGAAAACCUCAUAUAUUCCGCUCUAAGUCUCAUCCGCGAUUGAACGGUCUAUCGGCCGGUCCGACCAACGUCAUCGCUCCGAAUACGCAGAAUACGCACACGCUGGGCAAAAUUCCGAAACGUUUGAGAUUGGUGCACUUCUGGGCGCGAACGCGGAUCUUUCAGCGCGCGUUUAUGGUAGGGAUGGUCGUAUGGAUCAGCGUGACCAUCAACAAUUCCGGUAUUAUCGAGCAUGUGAUACACCUUAGCGAGACACUGAAGCCGGAAAGCGAUAUUGACGGAUAUACUAUAGAUAAGCCGCAAUUGUUGAGCAAUUAUGUUGAGCUAAAUACGGUGACACCUAUAUCCGUGUCAUCCGCAACUAUAGUGCCCGAUAAUUUGAACGAACAGGAUUUAACUAACAAUGCGACCGAAGAAUUGAACAAGCUAAAGCCUGUGGAUUUUCCACCAUGGAACAGCUUAUCGCUGUACCAUUGGUCUUCGAUUCUCUCGAUGUACAACGUGUCGAUUGCUGGUGGACGAGUGACUAUACUUCCAACUAUAAAAUUAUCGCAUGCCGUGAGCCCACAAGUAGCGAUACAAAUUAGCAAUCCGAAUGACGUUCAACAUUUUCAAUGGCAGAUCCUCGCUACCGCCGCGCUCGAUCCUUUAGACUUUUCCGAUAUGGAGGUGCCGUCCAGAUCAGAGGGUCGAGCAUUUAAUGCAGACGCGCCUUUUGUACCGUCGAGUCCGAUGGAGAUAUUUUUGGCCGCCGUGCUGUGUCUUAUUAGCGUGAUAGUGGUCGCUUACACGAUGGUUGUGCUUUACCGUUGCAUUUGCUCUAGAAAUUACGCGGAGUGGCGGGCGAGCUGGCACCAGCAGGAAAAAACGCACGAUUCCGUUACUCAGUUAGUGCUGGAGGCGGUGCCCUUGGUUUUGGAAGGACACAGUCAAGAAGUCGAGUGCAUCGCGACCGACAGUAAUACCAUCGCUAGCACGUGUCUAGCCGGACACAUCAGGAUAUGGGACUCGACAUCCGGCGAGCAACUCGCACAUAUCGACAGACGACAAUUCUUUAGCAGCCCGCAGAAAAACUUGAAUUCGACGUCGAUGGACACCGAUGAAUUGAUGUCAGAUUAUGAAAGUGGCUCUCCACCUUCCAGGGGGGAAAUGGAAGCCGCACAAUCGCUGGGAUUUUACUCGCCGGCCUCUGCGACACAUCAGGGAAGAUUAUCUCACACAUACAAUAUGCAAAGGGCUACUAGUUACAAUAAUAAUAACACUCACAAACGACGAUCUAUGGGAAACGCAUUAGAUUAUGAUUAUCAAAUCAACGAGCUCGGCAGUGACAAUAAGCAGAAGCUGUUUCGUCGCAGCUUGGACAGCGCUUACGAUCUGCCAGAUUUGAAACCGGAGAUCAAUAUGAAAUUCUCCUCCAUAAAAUAUACGCCCUCGCAAAAGAAUUACGAUCAAGGUUUCGACUUUGGCGAGCGAUAUAAAACCUUAAUGGAGCAACACAACAAAUCGAUCGAGGAGAUGCAAAAAUCAGAAACUAGAGAUAACGUCCCUCCUGGAAGAUUAAACAACUUAGGCAGCACAUCCUCUAUAAAUACUGAUCGCACGAUACAGACAUCGCACGGAAUAUCAGCGAUUUGGUGUAUGGAUUAUCAGGAAAAUCUCAUAGUAGUAGGAUGCGCUAAUGGUAGUCUAGAAUUCUGGGAGGGUACAACAGGUAGAUUUAAGUGUCUCUUUGAUGACGGAUCGGGACUUGGAAUUUCGGCCGUUAGACUCGUUGGUAGCAGAGUAGUGGCGGCUAAAUUGAAUGGAACUGUCGACUUCUUACAACUCGAGAGUGAAGGCCAGCAGAUUGAUUGCCGUUUCACGUCUUACAGAAGAACACACGUGCGAACGGGAAGUGCUGGUUCACCCAUGGACCUAAAUAAUAGUAUGCAAACGGAGGAAGACUUGCGUUGCAUGAAAAUUGGCUGUCACAGAGCGCAUCAACAAGCGAUCACCGUCUUGGAUAGCGAAGGUGGACGCGUACUAACGGGAAGUCAAGAUCACACCUUGAAAGUGUACAGGCUAGAAGAUCAACUGCCUUUGUACACGCUUCACGGGCAUUGCGGCCCGAUAUCGUGCCUAUUUAUCGACAGAAUAAGUCCCAACACAUCUGGCAGUGGGUCUCAAGAUGGAUUGCUAUGCGUGUGGGAUCUUCUAACAGGAGCAUGCAUGUAUAGCAUUCAAGCCCACGAUGGUGCUGUAGCCGCUAUCACUUGUGCGGUAUCGUAUGUUAUAAGUAUUGGAACGGACGAGAAACUAUGUGUCUGGGAACGUUUUCAAGGACACUUGUUACACACUUUACCGGCACAUAAAGCUGCUUACAGUUUACAAUUAGUGAUGUUAACGCAUCACCUCCUCAUAACCAGUAAUCAGGGAUCAUUAGUAGUGUGGGACGUAAGAAUGGGCGAACCCGUGCGAGAAGUGAGAUUGGGUCAUAAUGAUAGUUGCAUUUUCGUUAAGCAAAUGCUGGCACUGAGGGACAGUGUCGUUUGCGACUACGGCCGACAAUUGAGAAUAGUCAGAUUUCCACUGGUCUCUGAUAAAUUGGACUAAGUUCUUUGUAUGCGCGUGUACAUACAUACUCGAAAGAGUGCAUAAGUUCACAUUCUCUGACCAUCCGUACCAUAGAAUGUACAGCUUUCGUACAAUCGAUACAUGUCUCUACGGGAAUAUAUUUUUUAUCUGUAAAACACAUUAAUCAUAUUGUCUCUUCGUUUUUUAUGCCACCGACAUAUGAUGAUAUUAAAACUGGAGAAAUCAAUUGAAAAAAUGAAAAUUGUGGAGUUACAGCACUACGUGUAUUCCUUAUUUACAAUUUUUUUAAUCGAUUGACCUUCAGAGACGAUUCUUUUUUAGUUUUAAAGAAUUUAAAACAAUUAUAGUGGUCUUUUGUUUAGUAUUUUCUAAUAUGCAUAGUGGCUGUGCUCCAUUUUGGAACGUCUAUUAACUUUUUGUUAUAUAGUAUAAAAAAGCGCGUCAACUCUGUUUAAACUAUCUUUUUUAAUGUUUUAAUAAAAAGUAACAUCAUAAUAGUAUAUAUGCAUUUGUUAAACUGGCAUUGUUUU